Messenger RNA from Ailuropoda melanoleuca (giant panda), 299 nucleotides. RefSeq names its product small transmembrane regulator of ion transport 1 (gene STRIT1). Bases 104 to 208 code for a protein of 34 amino acids. The transcript is spliced from 3 exons. The record is from RefSeq and is a predicted model, not a curated record. Gene Ontology annotation, biological process: regulation of ATPase-coupled calcium transmembrane transporter activity; regulation of slow-twitch skeletal muscle fiber contraction. Lineage: Eukaryota; Metazoa; Chordata; Mammalia; Carnivora; Ursidae.
CACACUCUUCAGAUAUCUCUCUAUUUAAAGUUCAAAGACACGCUGGAUGACAACAACGAAGAGGUGAGCGUGGCCCUGACCAACCCACCCAGCAACAGGAAGAAUGGCUGAAAAAGAGUCUACAUCACCCCGCCUUCUGGUCCCUAUUCUUCUCUUGAUUGGCUGGAUUGUGGGCUGUAUCGUAAUGGUUUACGUUGUCUUCUCUUAGAAAGGCAAGAAGACUUCAGAGUGACAGCAUUUAGAAGAAUUAAGAAAAGCAUGAACAUGACAGAUUAUUAAACGUUUCUCAUGUAAAUAAC